GAUUUAUGGUGCCAUUAUGAAGCUUAGGAGGGACGGCACCCUAGCUUAUGCCUGCUGACUCUUUCCCAUCCUAAGGCCCGUCAAGGAGAUUCCAUAUUUAGAGCAUUUAAAGAUAUAACCAGGCGAGCAUUAAUUUGAGGGAGCGGAAGGCCGGCGCUUGGGCAGCAUAGCGUCUUGGAGCUGUGCGCCCGCACAGUUACAGCUGCCCAUGAUGGCUGACCGUAAGCCCAUCGAGCUCGCGGAGGGAUGGAGCUUCAUGGAAAAAGGCAUUCAGAAGCUCAUCCGCCUUCUUGAGGGUGAGCCCGAGGACCAAUUCAACGCGGAGCAGUAUAUGCAUCUUUACACGACGAUUUACAACAUGUGCACACAAAAGCCCCCCCACGACUACUCUGAGCAGCUCUACGGGAAGUAUCGGGAGGCAUUUAACAAGUACAUCAACGAGAAGGUCCUUCCUUCUUUGCGCGAGCAUCGGGACGAGGUGCUCCUGAAGGAGCUAUACCAGCGAUGGGGUAACCACAAGCUGAUGGUCCGCUGGUUGUCCCGAUUUUUCAACUACCUCGAUCGGUACUACGUCCUACGGCACACAUUGCAUCCACUCAAGGACGUGGGCUUACUAUGCUUCAAAGACCACGUGUACGCUGAGACGAAGAAGCGCACAAAGGACGCUGUCCUGAUGCUGAUUGAGAAGGAGCGCGAGGGUGAGCUGGUGGACAGGGCGCUGGUGAAAAACAUUUUGGGGAUCUUCAUCGAGUUGGGCAUGGGCAACAUGGAUUGCUACGAGAAGGACUUCGAGGAAUUUUUGCUAGCGGAAACGAGCGCUUUCUACAGGCGCAAGGCCUCGGAGUGGAUUGAGCAGGACUCUUGUCCGGACUACAUGCUCAAGGCGGAGGAGUGUCUGCGGCUGGAGGAGGAACGCGUCGAGAACUACCUGCACGCGUCCACCAAGCCAAAGCUUUUGAAGGAGGUGGAAGCGGAGUUGCUAUCCAACUACGAAACCCGGCUUCUUACUAAGGAGCACUCGGGAUGCGCCGCGCUGCUUAAGGACGACAAGACGGAGGAUCUUGCACGAAUGUAUCGCUUGUUCCAGCGUAUUCCGAAGGGCCUUGAUCCCGUGGCGGAGAUUUUCAAGGAGCACGUGGACAGCGAGGGCAUGAAACUCGUUAAGGAGGUGACGGAGGCGGUGGAGCUGGCCAAGGAGAAGCAGGCUAAGGCUGGCCCCUCUCGUGAUACUGGAACUAGCCAUGAGCAGCAGUACGUGCGCGCCGUCAUUGACCUGCACGACAAGUACCUGCUCUACGUGUCGACUUGCUUCUGCAAUUCGUCGCUGUUUCACAAGAGCUUGAAGGAGGCGUUUGAGAACUUCGUCAACAAGUCGGUGGCGGGCAGCACAAGUGCUGAGCUCAUGGCGUCCUUCUGCGAUAACCUGCUGAAGAAGGGUGGAUCGGAGAAGCUGUCCGACGAGGCAAUUGAGGAGACGCUAGAGAAGGUUGUCAAGCUGCUGGCGUAUGUCAGCGACAAGGACAUGUUCGCAGAGUUCUACCGCAAGAAGCUGUCACGGCGGCUGCUUCAGGACAAGUCGGCGUCCGAUGAUCACGAGCGGUCACUGCUGUCGCGACUCAAGCAGCAGUGCGGUGCCCAGUUCACGUCCAAAAUGGAGGGAAUGGUGACGGACCUGCAGCUCGCCAAGGAGAAGCAGCAGAACUUCGACGACUGGCUCAAGGAGAAGGGCAAGAAGCUGGCCAUUGAUUUGUCGGUCACGGUGCUGACUACGGGCUUUUGGCCAACAUACAAGUCCAUUGAGGUGGCGUUGCCGAGGGAGAUGGUGGAGGGCGUGGAGGUGUACCGCCAAUACUAUGAUUCGGAUUCGAAGCACAGGAAGCUGACGUGGAUUUACACUUUGGGAACGGCGGUGCUUCGCGGGAACUUCCAGAGCAAGCCCAUCGAGAUGCAGAUGAACACUUUGCAGGCGGCUCUUUGCAUGCUGCUCAACGAUGUGGACGAGCUGUCUUAUCAGGAGGUCCAGGAGCGGCUGAGGCUGCCCGACGAUGACCUGCAGCGGCUGCUGCACUCGCUGGUGUGCGCAAAGUACAAAAUCAUUAAAAAGGAUCCGGAGGGCAAGACCAUCAGCAAGUCUGACAAGUUCAGUUUCAACCACGGGUUCACGGACAAGCUGCGGCGCAUCAAGAUUCCGCUGCCACCUCUGGACGAGAAGAAGAAGGUGAUGGAAGAUGUGGACAAGGACCGGCGAUAUGCCAUAGACGCCGCUAUUGUGCGCAUCAUGAAGAGCCGCAAGGUGCUGCAGCAUCAGACGUUGGUGAUGGAGGUUAUCCAGCAGCUGCAGCGCAUGUUCAAGCCCGACCUGAAGCUCAUCAAGAAGCGCAUCGAGGAUCUUAUCCAACGCGAGUACCUGGAGCGCGAUAAGGACAACCCGACCCUGUUCAAGUACCUGGCGUAAACGUGUUGGCGCCGUGGAAACAAAGGUCACAUGCGCAGUCGGCGUGUGGUCUGGCGCUUGGCAUAGAAAGGCCUGGGUGCCAGGCCCGCUGGGGAUGGGGUUGGGGGAAGAGCAGUCUUACCUGGUUGGUUAGGCGAUGAGUCGUGACAGGUUCCAUGCAGUGACGGACAGGAUGAGUACAGGAGGAUGGCGCGAUGGAUGACGAGGCAUCACUGGGGCUUUUGGAAGGGCAGGGCGACGCAGUGCGACAGGGUUCGGUUCAGGUGGUCAUCGAGUCUGCUGAGACGGGUUCAGCCUGUGCUCCUGGAUCUGCGACCGAAGGGUCGGCGGACAAUUGAACGAACCCGGCUGUGAUAGCCGCUGCCUGAGGUCUGUCAGGACGGUUGAUUCAAUAAGCCGGUAUCGGCAGCUUCAGCAGUCGCUAGGUUGUCGUGCAUUUUCUAGGGCAGCGUGCUCCACGGCCAAUGGCUGUCGGUCUCCUAGGGCCGUCGGGUUGUCACUCUUGACGGUACUUAACAUGUGGGGCUGAAGUGCAUUUUGUUCCGGACUCCUCGUAUCCAGCAAAAUUGCCUUGGGAAGGAAUGGGUCGAUUGCCGCUGUAUGCAUUGACCUUGCGGGUGUCUUAAGGUGCUGUAGAGGUGGCGAGGGUGAUGCCUUGUGGAAGGGUGUGCGUAUGGAAUGGAAGCGGAAAGUCCCUCUCCAUCUUAGGGGCAGGGUUAUAAUAAGCAUAGCAGCUGGAGAGCCAACCGUUCGCGUCUAGAAUUUGCGCUGAAGGUGGUGGCCCUUGCAUGGACAGGAGUUGGAAACACGUUGCAUCGGCAGGAAGCCGUAUGUUAAACCCGCAUCGGGCACGUCAUUAGGAACUAAACGAGGAAUUGACGUUUUUGUGGAGCAGGAUGCAGGUUCAUGAAAUGGUGUGGACAAAUCAGACAGCAUGUCCAGCAAUAGCCAUAUGGCCUACGCGCAUCAACCUGCCCGGCUGUCAUGGGUGGGUCAUUGUGGUCCAUGAUGCAGCUGUUGCUGCUGAGGGUGGGAACGAGCUACUCGAUCAGGGGUAAAUCUGUGGUCAAAUGUAUGGCCGGUCCCUGUAAAACGCCUCAGUCGUG
Molecule: messenger RNA, 3561 nt
Organism: Volvox carteri f. nagariensis
Lineage: Eukaryota; Viridiplantae; Chlorophyta; Chlorophyceae; Chlamydomonadales; Volvocaceae
Exons: 18
Coding region: 209-2455 (748 amino acids)
Biological process (GO): ubiquitin-dependent protein catabolic process; protein ubiquitination
Cellular component (GO): cullin-RING ubiquitin ligase complex
Molecular function (GO): ubiquitin protein ligase binding
Source: RefSeq, a predicted model, not a curated record